AUGAGGGUAUGCCGGGCGGCUGAGGCGGAGAGGCGCGCGCAGGCACUUGCCUCGAUCCCGUCUCUGGUGGAGACCGACACGCAGGAGAGACCAACGCCGCGGGAAUUUGGGGACGUGGUGUGGGCCGGGGUGACGUCAUGGGAGUGGGAAGCAUUUUUCAGUGUGGAGGUGGUUGGUGGGAGGACAGUGCGCCGGAUCCCACAGCGGGCCCAGUCGGAGGACUUUGAUGCGCUCCGUUGCAUCUUAAAGCAACUACCGGGGGAUGAAGCCGCUACCCUCCUGCUCUUGGCGUUUCCGCGCCUCAUCCUAGCCGUGCCUCCCAAGCCAGGCACAGGUCAGAAGGCGCUGAUCAUAGAGCGGCUGGGGGCGUUCUGGGAGGGGAGGUGGCGGGAGCUGUUCGACUCGGCCAUGGUGGCGGCGCGGCCAGCAGUUCGCCCACUUGCCUACACUUGCUCCGACCAGGUUCCGGAUGCCAUCCGCCUGUCACGGUGCCGAGCUCGGUGUAAAGUGGGGGAGUGGAGCCGCGGAUUGGCUUGCCUUACAGCAGGAGAGUUGGCUCGACCGUCUAAGGCCAUGGUGCAGUCACUGCGAGAGAAGCACCCUGCUAGCACUUGCGAGGUACCACAGUGGGUCCGUGAUUUUACCGUCGAUGCUCCUCAACGGCCUCCACUCACGACCGACAUCCUGGCCAGAGCUAUCCACACAGCCGCUCGCGCUUCAGCAGCAGGGCCAUCGGGGUGGGUCACAGAGCAUCUGCGCGACACCUUCCUCACUGAACCUUCCUGCCUCUCCCACCUGUUGGAAGUGUUCAACCAAUGGGUGGCGGGACAGGUCCCUGAGCGGGCUCGGCCCUGGCUCGCCGCAUCCAACCUAGUUGGGAUUUCUAAGCCCAACGGCGACGUCCGGCCAGUGGCGAUUGGUGAGGUGCUUCCGCAUAUCCUCGCUAGAGCUCUCUGCAUCUCGCUCCGACCUGCAAUGGCUUCCUACUUUCUGCCGUGCAACCAGCUGGGAGCAGGCACCGGGGCCGAGGGGGACCCGCUCGACCAUUUUCUUUUCGCGUUCACGCAGCAGCAGGUGAUGGAGUCGGUGACUAGAGAGUUCAGGAAUCUACUGUUCUUGAGUUAUGCAAACGAUACUUAUAUUCUGGGACCAGCGGCUAGGAUUCUAGAGGCUUUUGGGGUGCUGCGGGAGCGGUUGGAGUGGGUGGGGCUGGAGGUGCAGGCGCACAAGUGCCGGUUUUGGGAGCACGAGGGCGGGGAUGUGGAGCGGGCACUGCCAUUGGGGAUGCAGCGGGAGGAGGAGGGUCUCACUGUGGUGGGCGUGCCUAUUGGGGAGGAGGAUUGGGAGGUGGUCCGGUUACGGAAGCGGCUUCGAGAGUUGCAGGCACCACUGCUAUGGCUCCCCCUGCUCGACCACCCCCAUAUGGCGUCACAUCUCCUUGCCAUUGCAUUGGGGGUGGCGGGCGACGAGGCGAUGUUUGGAGAGUACCUCACCACUUCGGCGGGGGUGGAGUUUCUUGACCCGUGGUUUGCCAAGGCUGUUGAGCAGCUGCCUACGACUAUAUGCCAGGAGAUGCUGGACUUACCUCUGUGUGUAGCGGUCCCUCCCCUUCGGCUUUUCCAGGCGCGGCAGCGGCAGUUGGCUGUUGAGGAGCUCCAGGCACUGCGUCGUUCGGGUCGUGACGAUGCCACCCUGGCUCGUUUCACAUCCCUUCAGGGCCCGGGGGCUGGUGCAUGGGUUUCGGCAGUUCCGGCUCACUCAGAUCUCACAUUCACUACGGCUAAGUGGGGCAUUGCUGCUGCAAUACGGCUCGGGCUCCCAAUUCAGCAACUGCAGGUGGCGGGGAGGUGUGUGUGUGGCACAGCGCAUGUUGACCCAGCAGACCCGCAUCAUGCCCUGAGAUGCAAGCACCAGCACGGUCCAUCUCGAGUGCAUGAUGAGGUGAAGUUUGCGGUGGCGAGGAUUUCUAAGGCGUCAGGGGGAGUGGUGACGAUGGAGGAUAGUGCGAUGCUGCCGGGGAAGCGGAUUGACGUAGCGGUGCGACGACUGAUGGCCGGAGAGGCUCACGCUGUGGAGAUCAGCGUCGCGGACCAUGUAUCGCUGUCUCCGUCCCUGCUAGGGCAGUGUGGGCGUUCCAUAGGUGUGGCGGCAAGGGAGUGGGAGAGUCGCAAAGCGAGUGAUUACGCGCCUUUGCUUGCACGCAACCGGGGCGUGCAGUUUACCCCUUUCAUAGUAGAGACGUGGGGCUUGGGGUCUCUGAAGGCGCUCAUCGGGGUGGCGUUGCAACGGGCGCAAGCUUGUGUGAUCCUGCUUCGGGCGGCGUCUUCCAUGGGGGGGAUGAAUGUGGAUUUGGUGGACCGGGAAAAGGACGACAUCGAGGUAGAGGGUGGGGCUCUUUGGGUGGAGGCCCCGUACAUGGUGGAUGCGCGGAUGUGA
Closterium sp. NIES-65 is the source of this 2436-nucleotide messenger RNA. Lineage: Eukaryota; Viridiplantae; Streptophyta; Zygnematophyceae; Desmidiales; Closteriaceae. The record is from the annotation of a GenBank genome assembly.